This is a messenger RNA of Oldenlandia corymbosa var. corymbosa, 1537 nucleotides long. The record is from the annotation of a GenBank genome assembly. NCBI's taxonomy places the organism in Eukaryota, Viridiplantae, Streptophyta, Magnoliopsida, Gentianales, Rubiaceae.
AAAAGAGAGAGAGAGAGAGAGUGAAGUAAAGAAAGAAAACCAAAUUUGGUUUGGUCCCCACAAAAUGUGGCAAUCACAUGUUUUGUUAGUUAAACAGUUACCAGCUACUCCCUUCACUACUCUCACCCACUUUUUCCCCCUUUUUCUUUUAGUUCCUUUCCUCAUAUUAACCGAUUUAAAUCACUCACUAAUCCUUAACUAAAUCACUCACCUAAUCCUUACUCUCCCCUUUAUUACUCUCUCUUUACUGUUCCUCAAAAAAUUGGGCCAAAAAAAGAAUUGAAAAUGUCUCUUCCUCUCAAAUUCCGAUCACUCACCGACGUUAAGGCUACGGCAGCGCCGUCCCCUUCUUCCUCCUCCUCUUCUGCUGCUUCCCUUUCCUCCACCAACGCCGCCGAGGCCAGUCUCCGCCACGUCGAUUCCGACUUCGUUGUCAUACUCGCAGCCCUGCUCUGCGCCCUAAUUUGCAUCCUUGGCCUAGUCGCCGUCGCCCGGUGCGCCUGGAUCCGUCGAUUAGCUUACAUCUCAGCUCUUCCGACGACCCGGCCGCCUCCUUCGGGUUCAGUCAACAAAGGAUUGAAGAAAAAGGCGCUCAAUUCACUCCCCAAGCUCACUUACUCGCCGCCUUCCCACGCCGAAGGGAAUGGCUCCGGCUGCGGGAAAUUCUCCGUCGACUGCGCCAUUUGCUUGGCGGAGUUCGUCUCCGGGGACGAAAUCCGCCUCCUGCCGCCGUGUGGACACGUGUUCCAUGUCGUUUGCGUUGACACUUGGUUGAAGUCUCACUCUUCCUGUCCCUCUUGCCGGGUACAGAUUCUAGUCGCGGGUAAUAGUACUACUAAGUCAACGGAGUGCCAGAGGUGCGGAGACGGAGAAUUGUCCCCGCCGGCGAGCUCCUCCGUCGCCGUCGACAUUCCGGUUGCUGCUCCCGAAGGGGGAAAUGGAAUCCCAGCUACAGCAACGGCAACGACGCCUGCGAACUCGAGGCAGGAAGAAAUCAACAUAUUUUUGCCUUGACGAAGGAAUUGUAAUAAUUGUAAUUGAUUUCAGUUAUUAGUUGAUGAAAUCGAAAAACAAAAAAAAACAAAAAAGAAAAAGGGGGGGACAAAAAAGAAAGAACAAAUUAAAAAGAAAUGAAGCAAAUCUAAACAGGGUUGUAUAGGUUAAUUAUGAAUGUUAAUUUUAGCUUCCAGUUUGUUGUUUUCAUUUCGUUUAGUGUGUAAAUCUUCUAAUUUAGUUUUGGUAAAGUGUAUAUAUUUAUUCUUCCAUUGUAUUAAGAAGGAACUCUGAAAUUUUUCCCUUGUUAUUUUAUUGUGCUUUUCUCUUGAGACACAAGGCAAAGAAAUGCAGAAUUGGAGGGAAAUUUGUGUGAAGGAUAAAAUAUUUAUAGGGAAAAUAAUUUUAAAAGAGUUAUGAGAUGUGGAAACUGUAAACUUUAUUUUUAAAAAAAAAAAAAAAUCCUCUUAGGUAAACACAUUGGUGAAUUUUCCUUACAAAAAAAUUUCAAAGUUAUUUUUACUUGAAAGAUAGUCUCCCCUGG